This is a messenger RNA of Nematocida minor, 654 nucleotides long. Its product is annotated as large subunit ribosomal protein L10e. Lineage: Eukaryota; Fungi; Microsporidia. The record is from RefSeq and is a predicted model, not a curated record. The coding region runs from base 1 to 654 and encodes 217 amino acids. Gene Ontology annotation, cellular component: cytosolic large ribosomal subunit; ribosome. Gene Ontology annotation, biological process: translation; ribosomal large subunit assembly. The transcript has a single exon. Gene Ontology annotation, molecular function: structural constituent of ribosome.
AUGGGACGAAGACCAGGAAGAUGCUAUAGAUACAUAAAAAAUAAGCCAUACCCCAAGUCAAGAUUCUGCAGAGGAGUGCCCGACUCGAAGGUGUCUAAAUAUGAUACUGGAAAGAGAAAGGCCACUGUAAUGGAGCUGCCAGUGUGCACCAAUCUUAUCUCUCUGGAGAAAGAGCAAGUGUCCGCAGAAGCACUGGAGGCAUCUCGUAUUGCGCUGAACAAGUACCUCACAACGCAUCUAGACAAGGAUGCAUUCCACUUUAGAAUCAAAGUGCACACGCACCACGUGGUCAGAAUCAACAAAAUGUUGAGUUGUGCAGGAGCCGACAGACUGCAGACAGGAAUGAGAGGAUCCUUCGGUAAGCCAAACGGAAGAACCGCCAGAGUGCAGAUCGGACAGGUGCUGAUCAGCGUCAGAAGCAAAGAGGGCACCGAAAGCAAAAUCAAGGAGGGCCUGAGAAGAGCAAUGCACAAAAUAGCAGGAAAGCAGCUGAUCGAGGUGUCAAAGAAGCACGGAUUUACGCCAUAUGAUAGAGACGAACUGAACAAGCUAAAGGAGGAGGGCAAGCUGCUUCCCAUGGGCAUAGGAGCUAUGGAGCUGAAGAAGAAAGGACCCAUUAUGGAGUACAUUAAGAAUGCUGCAAUGGUUCUAUAA